AUCAACGCUUAACAAUGAGCGCUGUCGAUAACGCAGUCCGUACGCAAACGUCAGCUGUCGCCGUUGUCAAACGUGCACGGUGGAGCUGCUUGUCAUAAUGUAUUUCAGUUCAUAAAUUCAGUGUUUAUUUACCAUUUAUAUAAAGGAGGACGAAACUAUCACGAUGAAUAUAAAAGCAGCCUUGGCCAUUUUAAUGGUGUUUGUGGGAUGUUGUUCAAACGUAGUGUUCUUGGAAAUGGUUGUGAAAGAAGACCCUGGCGCGGGUAACUUAUCAACAUUUUUGCAAUUUUUGUUCAUUGCCACAGUCGGCUUCUGCACUGUUGGUAAAUUUGGAACUGCGAAAAGGAAUAUACCAUUCAAACAAUACCUUCUCCUAGUCGGAUUUUUCUGGACGAGCAGCGUGGCAAACAAUUAUGCGUUCGAUUUCAACAUUUCUAUGCCUCUACAUAUGAUUUUCCGAGCUGGUUCCCUAAUGGCGAAUAUGGCCAUGGGAGUGUGGAUACUAAAAAAACGUUACUCAGUUUUAAAAUAUGUGGCAGUAUUUAUGAUUUCGGCUGGUAUCGCUAUAUGUACCAUACAGUCAAGCGGAGAUGUCAAGGCACCAAGAGAAACACACGAAGACGCGGUGGAAGAAGAGAAGCUAAAGUUCAUUGAUUGGCUUUGGUGGUGCGUUGGUAUUGCCAUCUUAACCUUCGCACUAUUCGUCUCGGCGCGAAUGGGUAUCUUCCAGGAAUCCUUAUACUCCAAACACGGCAAGCAUCCCUGGGAAGCAUUAUUCUACACACACUUAUUACCUUUAGUAUUCUGGCUCCCAACAUCUCCAAAUUUAAUUAAUCACGUUAAAAUUGCCCUAGAUACGCCCGAAAUGGUGUUGUUAGGGAUCACAUUGCCUCGGCAGGUUAUGUGGCUAAUUUUGUAUGUGAUCACUCAGGGGUUAUGUAUAAGCGCCGUUUACGUGCUGACGACGGAAUGUGCGUCCCUUGUCGUCACUUUGACCGUCACUCUGCGGAAAUUUGUUUCGUUAUUGUUCUCAAUAGUGUACUUCAAGAACCCCUUCACGUUGGGACAUUGGAUCGGUACUCUGUUAGUAUUUAUAGGCACGAUGAUAUUCACUGAAAUGCUGCAGAAGUGUGUCGGUCUGUUUGUACCUAAGAGUGAGAAGAAGAAGCAGUAGAUAUUAAUUGAUACAUACUGUGAUGUAGGUGUACUAUUGUUGCUUUUAAUUAAUUUGACAUUUGAUUUUAAAAUAUGUACAGCUGCGUCGGGGUAACUUCGGAUAAAGGGUUAGUCCGUCUAAUUUAACUUUAAACAUAGAGCAAAACGCCGUAUUCUACUGCUCACUUCAGACAGCAGUCUGCGAAUACAGAAUGCUUUGCUCUGGCUGACUGUGGUACACAAUAUAUAAAAAAGGACGUUAAAUUAUCUGGACUUACCCUAAUGCAUUAUAAUUGAUAAAAUUCUGACGAGCUACAAUAUUAUCUUGAUGCGAAUAAAUUAUCUUAUAAUCUUUUAUAUUUUAAUAUCAAAUAGACAUAGCCAUAAGUGAACAAAACGAAAUAAGUCAUAUAAUCAAAUUUAUAACAAAUUUUCUAAUAUAAGUAGACAAUUAAGUUAUUAUGAACAUUGUAUUAGUCAAGGUCACGCAUAUAACUUUUUCGAUUGUUGAAAUUUAAUGUUAUAAUGACAAUUUUUAUGCAAUGAGAAGACAAUAACUUUACGAUAUUAAUUUAAUUUUAUAUUAGUAUGAUGUUUUUUUAAUAUUUUUUUAGCUGAAUGAUUUGUCAUUGCAAUUCACAAAAAUGGUAGGCCUCAAGGUUAAUCUGACGCCUCUAUGUUGUACAAGAAUUGAAAGCAUUUACCUACUAAAGUAGUAUAUAAUAUAUUUGACUCUUUUUUAAUAACAGCUCAUAACUUAGGCCAUUACACCCUUUUUAUUAGCUUCAAAUGUAUAUAUAUAUGUAUAUUUGUUUGUAGCCGACAUAUUUGGGCGCGAUAUUGACCCACUUUAAACGGACCGAUUUCAUUCAAAAUUCGUAGAUUUAUCGAGGACUGAUGACAAUAAAUUAAUUUGAUAAAAUUAUUCCAUUUUUCAAUUUGCAAAAUAAGAUUUUUGUUGAUUUAUAUAAUUUUUUCAUCUAUCGUCGAUAAGGCAGAAAUUGAUGUUCAUUUUAAAUUUCAACUAUUAUCUUAUCAACCAAAGCGUGUUUUUUAGUUUUUUUUUAAACUACUUUAAUUUGUACUUCUAGAUAGACUACUACAGCUGUGAAAACGUCAAAAAAAAUUGAGUUUAGAUUUAACCUCUAUUUUGAACAAUGUGCGUGCAUUGCUGCACUAAACACAAAGUGUCAUACAAAUCGGGAGUGUUAGACGUAGCUUGUCACGCACACUAAAGUAUUAAACCUGGCCUGUUUUUAUCUUUUGUCUAACAGCAACAGACUCUAUAUAGACAUUAUCUUAGGCACAAAAUUUGCAUUACAACGUUAUUUAUUAUCUUAUUAGGUUAAAUAGAUUUAUUCAAAACAGCACUGUCAUGCUGACAGUUAGAAUUUGAUAACCACAGAUAAAACUCUUAAGUCACGCCCUUAAUGCGGCCAUAGACAAUGUAUUGAUAAUUUAGGAAAUAUAAUGUAAUUUUGUGACUUGUGGAAUAAAUAAUUAUUUGUAAAGCUAUUUAUGAAAUUAAUAAUCAUUGUUAUUAUUUAAGGUUUAUAUUCUUUUCGUUAUUAUAUAUUCAUUGUAAAUUUUUGUAUAUUUAUAUUUUAGUACCGAAUUGUUUUUUUGUACAUUUUGAUAUAAGUACUAAUUGAGUAGCUGAAAUACUAUUUGACUAGGUUCAGUAAUUAAAAAAUAAUUUAUAUUAUUAUUAAUUGAACUUUUAUUUUGUAAGUAUCAAGGCAACAUAAGCAUUGUGAUUUUUAUUUAUCCAUUUAUGAAGGUAAAACUGCUCUAAUUAAAAAUGUAUCUUAAUAAGCUGAAAUUAAAAACAUUAAGCAAUUGUAUUUCAAUGUUCUAUUUAAUAUUAAAAUUAAUUCUUAAAUUUUAA
This is a messenger RNA of Leptidea sinapis, 3043 nucleotides long. It is a transcript of the gene Efr, whose product is annotated as UDP-xylose and UDP-N-acetylglucosamine transporter. The transcript is spliced from 2 exons. NCBI's taxonomy places the organism in Eukaryota, Metazoa, Arthropoda, Insecta, Lepidoptera, Pieridae. The record is from RefSeq and is a predicted model, not a curated record. Gene Ontology annotation, biological process: transmembrane transport. Bases 164 to 1174 code for a protein of 336 amino acids. Gene Ontology annotation, cellular component: Golgi membrane; endoplasmic reticulum membrane. Gene Ontology annotation, molecular function: UDP-xylose transmembrane transporter activity; UDP-N-acetylglucosamine transmembrane transporter activity.